This is a messenger RNA of Eutrema salsugineum, 903 nucleotides long. RefSeq lists its product as uncharacterized. Bases 1 to 903 code for a protein of 300 amino acids. The transcript is spliced from 2 exons. Lineage: Eukaryota; Viridiplantae; Streptophyta; Magnoliopsida; Brassicales; Brassicaceae. The record is from RefSeq and is a predicted model, not a curated record.
AUGAAGGGAAGAAGCCCCAACACCGAUCUUCUCUUUAAAAAUCGGACUUCUCUGGGUCCGCUAAUCGACAUUACCGGGGACAGUGGGCCGAGGGUGUCUGGUUUGCCUAUAAACGCAGUAGUUGCAGACGCUAUAUCAAAUGGGGAUUGGUGGAUCGCUGCGUCUAGAAGCAGGAGUCCUAUUAUCUCUUUGCUCAGGCAAUGCAUGCCCUCUUCUUCCUCGAUCAUUAGCUCUGAAGUGGAUGAUAUUUAUUUGUGGAAGACGGGGGUAUCGCAGGCCAAAAUGUCUUUCUCUUCGUCGGAGACAUGGUUGGCUUUAUACCCGACAUCCGUCGAGGUCCCCUGGCAUACUGAGGUUUGGUUUAAGGGAUGUAUCCCCAAGCGCGCCUUCAUCUCAUGGGUUUCCGCGCGUGACAGGUUGACCACGAGGGAUCGUUUAGUCAGCUGGGGUCUCAAUGUCCCGACGACAUGCCUACUGUGCGACGACCACGAUGAAACUAGACAGCAUUUGUUCUUUGACUGUGGUUUCUCCUCUCAAGUAUGGCUCUUCUUUUGCAGCUAUAUUGGCGUCUCUCCACCGGUUUUAUUCAACGACAUUCUUGUUUGGUUAAAGCGUCCAGUCCCAGAUGAGAUAGUCUCCAUUAUUCUUCGUCUCUGCUUCCAAGCCUCUAUGUACGCGAUUUGGAAGGAGAGAAACUCUAGGCUCCAUUCUGCAACCUCACGACCUGCCUCUUCUAUAUGCGUUGAGAUCCAACAGCAGCUUCGAGCUCGUCUUGACUCACUUUCACGCGCCCAACGGAUCGACCCUGAAGCUCCUUCAUAUCUAUCCACUUGGUUCUCAUUAUUCCAGAGUGAUGGGCUCUCAAGUGUCACGGCUUCGCUCCAACCGAUUCCUCACUCAUAG